CUUGUGUUGUUAUAAGUUUUUUAUGCUUAAUCGGUGUUUUAAUCUGUUGAUUUUGGCUAAAGUCGUUGUCUUUUGUUCUUUCUGUUUUUACUUUCAAUUUUGCCCCUUGCUUUGUGAUCAUAAAACUAUUUUAUCUGUUGCUACAGUUGUAUGUGAUUUUUGGAUAAUCUCACCAAAUUUGCAGUUUUUUUUUUUUUUUGGAAUUAUUACUUAAUGGUGUAAACUUACCGGUUUGGGAAAGAAUAUCACUUUCAAAUGUAUUAUUUUUAUUGUGUUUUUCUCUUUGUUUAUUGCUUAAUCUUUUGGUUGUCGGUGUUUUAAUCCGUUGAUUUUGGCUAACGUUGUUGUCUUUUGUUCCUUCUGUUUUUACUUGCAAUUUUUGCCCUUGUGUUUCUGAUCGUUUUACUGGAAAACUAUUUUAUCUGAAGUAAAAUCUUGUAGUUGAUUUUGUUUCAAAAAAAAAAAAAAAAGAAGAAUUUUGUAGUCGAUUUGUAGUCGCGACAGUUGUAUGCGAUUUUUCUGGUAAUAUCAGCAAAUCUGCCGAGUUUCUAUGUAUUUACUUAAUGGUGUAACCUUUACUGGUUUGGGAAAAAAUAUCACUUGCAAUUAGUAUUUUUCUUGUUUAUUGGAUCAGAGUUGAAAGAUAUUUUCACAUGGAAUUCUGCCAUAUCUUUUCUAUUUUGUGAAUUUGUUGAUUUUCUUGUGUUUUUCUCUUCGUUUAUCUUUUAAUUUUCCAGUUAUCGGUGUUUUAAUCUGUUGAUUUUGGCUAAAGUCAGUUGUCUUUUUGUUCCUUCUAUAUUUACUUACAAUUUUGCCCUUGCGUUUGUGAUCGUUUUACUGGAAAACUAUUUCAUCUGAAGUAGAAGUUUGUAGUGGAUUGUAGUUGCCAAAGUUGUAUGCUAUUUUUUUGAGCAAUAUCACCAAAUUUGCUGAGUUCCUAUUUAUGAACCUAAUGGUGUAACCUUAGGAUCCGAGUGUCAGAUUUGGCAAAUUCUAAUUAUUGAGAUUCGGGGGUGCGAAUUCAGGUAUGGAUACGGAUGCUGGGAUUCGGCUAAUAAAAUUCAAAAUUAUAUAAAUAUAGCUAUAAAGAUAUUCUAAAUUUUGAGAGAUAUUCUAUGAGAAGUUGAAAACUUCCAUGUAUACUGUAAAAUUCAAUCUUUCAUUCUCCAAGAUGGGCAUUCAUUUCCCAUGUCUUUAAUCGGUUUUAUCUUUUAUUUUGAGAAAUCAAAAUCUAAAUCCCUCCCCCCCUUAACACACCAAAUUUGUUUAUGUACUCCGAUCAAAGUAUCCGAAGUUGGUUGACCGAAUCCGAGAUGUAUCUCGCACUCAGUCUGGUCGGGUUCAGCAUCAAAAGUGAAGAGAAGAGUCCGCGCAACUUAGGGUGUAACCUUUACUGGUUUGAGAAAAAAUAUUACUUUCAAUUUAUUGGUGCCCAUUUGGCCAUGAAAAUUGUGAAAUUUGAAAAAAGUAGUUUUUGUUUUCAAAGUGAAAAAUGGUAUUUGGAAAUUGGAGUUGUGUUUGGCCAUGAACACAAAUUGGAGUUUAUUUUGAAUUUUGUGAGUGAUUUGGAGUAAAAACAACUUUUUGGUGUUUUUCAAUUUCUGGAAUUCAACUUCAAGUCGAAUUCCGGAAUUUUGUGGCCAAUCAUGAUUUCCGGUAUUCAACUCCGGAAAAAAGUAAGAAGUAUUCAUGGCCAAACGUCCAUUUAGUUUUCUUGUUUAUUUUAUCUGAGUUGAAAGAUAUUUUCAAAUGGAACUUUCGGUGUUCUGUUAUUGUUGAAGAUUGUAUGUGGUGUUGAUGUUGAUUUCAAGACCAUAUCCAAUGAGAAAUAUGUCUCUUUUUGAAUUUGUUAUGUAAAAUUUGAAAAUGAUAUGAGUAAAGCUGGAUGAACUUUUUGUAGUCUUAAGAAAAAGCUGUUUAAUUUAGUUUUGCUCAGUAUCAAGUCAUCAGCUUAAGUGCUCUCAGUAUGGCUUGUGAAGAUUGCUUUGCUGUUUGCUUAAAUACUAGGAGUAAUUCCAUUCAUCUGUUACUUCUUGGUUACAUCCAUCUGUUUUUUGUACAAAUUUAUCAAGAGCUUACGUGAAAGUGCAUUUUGGAACUUUAAAUGCCUGAAGAAUGUUUCUUUUUUCCUUAUGCAUUUGGUGUUUGGAAUGACAGGAGCUAUCAGUUCGAAGCUGCUGCUUUUGGGAAGCACAAGGAAUCAUAGAAUGAGCACCCAAGAUAGAAGGGCACAUCCGAUUAGGUACACGAGGAACCACUCAAGAAGGAAGACGGUACUGGAUGUAGAUCUGAACGUUCCACCCCCAUCUGAUAAUCGGGAUCAGGAAGGAACUUCAAGUCGUGUUGUUCCUGGAAAUGUGCCAACUACACAAAGAGGUGCUUCUUCGACACCUGCUCCAAUUGAUGUUGAGGCACUUGAUGAUGACGUGAUAAUAAUAUCUUCGCCAAGGGCACUUGCGGAAGCAAAACACCGCUCCAUGAGGACCCGUGAACAGGUUAUCCUCGUUGAUGAGGAUUCUGAGGAUCGUUUGCCUAAGUCUAACAGUCGCAACAGGCGCAGAAGAAUCUCACCCAAUCAGUCAACAUUGAUUGGCGACAUUUACAUCAACCUAGAAGCAAAUAGCAGCUUAAAGGCAGUCGAUGCACAGAUUGCAAUACCUCCAAAGCCAAAAGAACCCACAUUUAGCUGUCCAGUAUGCAUGGGAACAUUAGUUGAGGAGAUGUCAACGAAAUGUGGUCACAUCUUCUGCAAGGCUUGCAUCAAGGCUUCCGUAGCUGCUCAGGGGAAAUGUCCUACUUGUAGGAGGAAAAUUACCAUGAAAGACACCAUAAGGGUGUAUCUUCCUACCACAACUUGAGAUAAAGGGGUCGGCCACCAUUUUAUAUGGCCGCCUAUGGAUGAAGUGCUUGUAGAGGCAGCUUCUUGUUAAACUAUCUGGGUUGAGGAAAUAUUGGAGGUUUCAGGAGGGGCAUUGUGUGAAAUAUGAUUUUAGUUAUUGUUACUGGAAACUUUGGCUGUAGCUAAUGCCGUGCUUUUUUCUUUGCUUUCAAAAGACUAGCUAGUGGAAAAGAUGAAGUUCGUGAACUUCUGUUUAUUGCGUUCUAGUUCCUGUUUAGUAGGACAUUUUCAGUUCCGGACUCUUAUUGUUAAAUCCUAGUGAAACAAACUGUGGAAGGGAAAAACCGAAAAAAGAUAGUCGUGUUAAACUCUUUAUAUUCGAGGGGAAA
Molecule: messenger RNA, 3228 nt
Organism: Lycium barbarum (goji berry)
Lineage: Eukaryota; Viridiplantae; Streptophyta; Magnoliopsida; Solanales; Solanaceae
Exons: 6
Coding region: 2133-2858 (241 amino acids)
Source: RefSeq, a predicted model, not a curated record